Molecule: messenger RNA, 5404 nt
Organism: Scophthalmus maximus (turbot)
Lineage: Eukaryota; Metazoa; Chordata; Actinopteri; Pleuronectiformes; Scophthalmidae
Product: high affinity choline transporter 1
Exons: 9
Coding region: 850-2511 (553 amino acids)
Biological process (GO): choline transport; transmembrane transport; acetylcholine biosynthetic process
Cellular component (GO): plasma membrane
Molecular function (GO): choline:sodium symporter activity
Source: RefSeq, a predicted model, not a curated record
GUAUUCCUAGAAAGAGUGUAGCUGCAUUCAUGUCAUGCCACACUUGGGCACCUGUAUGACAGAAUACCACAUGGAUUCUUGAAACACACUAUCACAGAGGCAAUCAAGCCUAUGUCAGCUUACUCUCAGCCGCAGAGCCAAACGUAGCAUUCAAGCCUCUACAUGACAUUGGGCGCCUUGUGCAGAAGGCAUCAAGUAUACCCAAAUGAUCUUUUGAAACCCCAAGUGUCUUGAGGUCAGCAUUUUGUGUCAGAUCCAUAAUUUUCAAACAUUUUAACAAAGGAUUUUAGUUUUUUCAGCAGCUAUUUCUGAUCAAAUGAGGAGCAAGGAAGACUAAAAAACAAAGGCCAUGCCUGUUGCUUGUGUUUCUACUUAGCAGUAAGUGUAUUUGGAGAGUUGUCUUCUGUCUAUUUGAAUGUGAUUCAAAGCUAACUGCUAGCCUGUGAUAGUAUUUCUGAGUUGUGUUACAGUGUUCUGCUAGCUACAGUCGUGCACAUUCUGCUUGUUAGAUUUGUGUGUCGUUUAUGCGCUCCUUGUGUUGAUUGCUUGAUGCAAUCAUCAAAAGUUCAAAGCACAGACACACUCCUGUGAUCCGGCACACACACAAGUGUAAUCAAAGGAACGCACUCCUGUAAUCAAAGGCACACACAAUCUUUGAUCUAUAACACAAAACAGGAAGACAACCACAAUUUCACAGACAGAUGCUUAAAGGAAUUAAACAAUAAUUCUUCAUCACAACAAGUCCUGGAUAUUGGAACCAUUCUCUGUAAAAGUACUCCACAGCAUUUCGAACUAUCCAACCACCACAGAACUCUGCUGUGACAGAAAACGCACACAGCGUAGUUCAGGAUGGCCCUCAAUGUGCCUGGUCUGCUGGUGAUGGCAGCGUUCUACCUGUUGAUCUUGGGCACAGGCAUCUGGGCAUCCAUGCGCUCCAGAAGAGAGGAGAAGAAGUUCAUGGGAGACGGCAUGGAGAUGACACUACUAGCUGGACGCAACAUCAACUUGCUAGUUGGCAUCUUCACUCUUACUGCUACGUGGGUUGGUGGAGGCUUCAUCCUUGGUAUAGCUGAGGCAACGUACAACCCAACACUGGGAGCAGUGUGGGCUCUCAUGCCUGUGCCCUAUGUACUGACCUUCUUCUUAGGUGGCUUUUUUUUUGCAAAGCCCAUGAGAGAAAGCAAGUAUGUGACAAUGAUGGAUCCAUUCCAACAGAAGUAUGGGAACGUCCUGAGCAGUGCGCUGAUCCUUCCCGCAUUAGUGGCUGAUGUCCUGUGGGUGGCUCGCACACUCGUCAGCCUGGGUGGAACUAUGAGUGUGAUCCUGGAUCUGUCCUACGUCUACUCCAUCAUCAUCUCCUCAGUGGUGGCCAUAAUCUACACACUGCUGGGGGGGCUCUACUCUGUGGCCUACACAGACGUCAUCCAACUCAUCCUCAUCUUUGUCAGCCUGUGGGUGUGUGUUCCUUACCUGAUGGACAACCCUCACUCUGUGGACAUCUCACUGACGGCCUACAACUACACCUUCCAGGCUCCCUGGGUUGGCACGGUGGAGCUCGAUCAGGCCGGCAAGUGGUUUGACGACUUCAUGCUGCUGGCUCUGGGCGGCUUGGCCUACCAGGCGUUCUACCAAAGAAUCCUGUCCGCCUCAUCUUACACCCAGGCUCAAGUGACCUGCUUCGCCUCCUCGGCCUUCUGCCUGGUGCUUGGUAUCCCCUCCAUACUAGUGGGAGCUGUGGCUGCAUCUACAGACUGGAACUCAACUAGGUAUGGACUGCCCACCCCAUAUGAGCGGGACCAGGCAGGCUCCAUCCUCCCCAUCGCCCUGCAGUACCUCACACCAUCAUACAUCUCUGUCAUCGGUAUUGGAGCAGUAGCUGCCGCUGUCAUGUCCUCGAUGGACUCUGCUCUUCUGUCCUCCGCUUCAAUGUUCUCCUCAAAUAUUUACAAGAACAUCCUCAGGAAACAGGCAUCAGACCGUGAGAUGCAGUGGGUUAUCCGUAUCUCAGUGGUGGUGGUGGGUCUGGCCGGCACUGCUCUUACCUUCCUGGACAGCAGUGUCCUGGUCUUCUGGCUCGUGGGUGUGGACAUGUCUUACACCAUCAUGUUCCCUCAGCUAGUCUGCAUCCUCUUCUUCAAAGUGUCUAAUGGUUACGGAGCCACUGUGGGCUACAUGAUGGGAAUAAUCCUGAGGAUCCUGAGCGGCGAGCCCCUGAUCGGCCUGCCACCCACCAUCAAGUUCCCUGGCUGCCGGCUGGACAACAAAAAAAAGUUAACCCAGUUUUUCCCCUUCCGCACCACCAUCAUGAUCUUAUCACUUGUCUCCAUUCUUCUUGUCUCCUGGUUGGCGUCAAUCAUUUUCAACAAGGACCUGCUGUCUGAGAAGUGGGAUGUGUUUCAGAUCAAACGCAAACAGAAACCGGCACCCAGAGCCUCAGAUGACAAGAGGACCAACUCUGAUAACGAAGAAGCCUCCGCGGCUAAGCAGCUACUGGACACCACCAGUUGCUAGGAGGCUCACAAAGAGGGAGAGCAGAGGUACUGGUUUGCAUACAUCAGAAGAGUUUGAGUUGUCUCAUGGUCUUCAGAAAUCAGGAAAAUUUCCUUCCUGGCUAGAUCAUGCUUGCAACCUUGCCAUUAGUCAGCAUAGCACAGAGUAAAGAUGAUUUCAUAGAUAAAGCCCCACAAUAAUAUGCCAGAGACUGUACUGCAUUAUAUGUAUCUAUUGUCAUACCUCACUGUAAAAGAGGCAGCAAGCCAUUUAAAUUAAUUUCUAUUCAACUUAAAAAAAAAAAAAAAUCACAAUGAUACAACGUAUACCUCCGUAUUCAUUAGAUACUCUUGAAUUAAGUUUGGACAUUUGUACAGAUUUAUUUGAAUGGCCAUCUUUUACACCCACACAAAUUGAAACAGAUCUGGUUUCAGUCCCUGGGAGGCAGUGCUGUGGCAACAGUUUGUGGCAAAAAGACAUUUGCACAAGAAAAUGCACCUACAGUAGUCCCAAAGAAAUUAGUCCAGCUGGAUUAAAAAAUCCAUUACAAUCCAUGUAAUCAAAAAUCUGUCCGAUUUUUCUUUCGUAAGAGGAAGUGAAUCAGUCACAUAUCCUCUCAGAAAAGAGGAAUGCAAGCCAUUUUCUCCAUCCUUUUAGAGUUAGAUAGUCAUUCAUUCUAAACCCAGGUGUGGCUGGCAGCAAAUUUCUAAUGAAGCAAUGUUGUAAUUAGGUUCUUAGCUUUUCUCUCAGUAUGAACCUCUGCAAAUGAUUUGACAAGCAUGACGGGGUUCUCUUUCAGACCAACACAAAAAUGCUGAUGAACACAAAAUUACGUACACUCUGCACUGUUCCAUCAUACAUUUGUUUUCUUAUCGUUUUUUUUUCCUAUCUUGACCGGAUCUUCUGCCUUCCGCUGUACUACACAGCAAAAAUAAUUACUCUUAGCAUAUUAGUUCAAAUUAGAUAAUCUUACAUUUUCAAUGUUACAUAUAUACAAAAAAAUCGUUGCUUAUACAUACUGUGAUUUUAUUUAAAAUGACAAUGUGCUGCUCUAUGAUAACUAAACUGCAUAGCUACAGUUUAUCAGAUAUUUCUCCGUAGCAGCAAUCUACACUCCUGAUUCUUGGAUUUUGUAAAAAUGUAUCUGAGUGAAUGCGAGGUGAGGAUAUUCGGAGGUGGGAACUUUUGGAAUAUAUAAAGAAUUGUAUGUAAAUUUGAGAGGUAAAACUUUUACCUCCAGCUCCAAAAUACUGCUCAGUAUAUACAAAUGCUAAGACAGUUUUCCUUUUUUUUACCACACUGUGACAACGUUUGAAACCACCCAUGUACAGAUUAUUUUAGUGUUCCAAUCUGUCAAAGUUGGGUUGCAGUGCAAUGCAGUUGUGCUAGAAAGUCGCAAAAUGCAACCAAAAGCAAAUAGGCUAAAAUGAAAAAAACCUUUCAGGCUUAGAAUAUUUAAUUUACUGACAAAUUUAAUUUGACCCUUUUUGUUUAGGAAAAAUGCAGCCUCCCAACAUAUCCCACCCUCUCAAAUCCCAUUCCUCUCAGCUGCAAUUUGAUGACAUGAUAGAUAACUGAAUGUGGAGAGUGACAACACCAGAUAUCCGCAUUUUCUUCCUUUAUUUUUUCGUCAGCUUCCUUCAGUGUGAGCCUUUAAGUUCAGUGAUUUUUGUACUGGACAGUUUUUGCUGUUUGUUACUGUAUGCAAAGCAGUAGUUAACUGUGGGAUCAUUUUUCUUCUUAGGUGGUAAAAAAAAAAGUGCAGCUAAGUUUCUGAUCAUUUGCAUUAAAGUUUAACAAAUACAAAUUUCACUCCUUUUUAAUGAUACAACUUUAGUUGAGAAUCUGUUGUGAACAGAGAUGUAAUGUGUGACAGUCAGAAAACUGCCCUCUAUCAUAGUCUUGCCUUUUAAUUAUCACUGGAAACCGGUUCACUCCCCUGUCAACAUUUAUUUUAUUUGCUGCACAUUAUAAAAUGGGUGUAUACUGUAGUCACUGUUAAAAUACCUCAUGGAAUGGUAACAUUGGCUUUAUGUAUACAAAACGUUAACCUAUGAUUCUGACUUCUAUCCUGGGAAAAUUUAAUGAAUGUCAUUUUCCAAAGACAGAUCACAGAGAACAAACUGUGAAAACAGGACGCAUGCAGAACACAGAGCAUGUAUGUUUUUUAUGUGAUUGUGAUUUCUACCUGUAUUAAACUCUUGUAUUGUAUAGUCUGAUGAUUUGUAUGUUUACACUUUAUUUUUUUUUGAUAUGCAAAGUUGAUUGAUAUGCAUUAAGUAGAAGAGAAACACCAAUGUAUCUUAUCUCAAAUAACUAUAAAGUUUUACUUCAGUUUUGGUGAAUAUUCAAAGGAUUUUCACCUCCACUUAUAAAAAUCGCUGGGCAGCAGUCAAUUUGUUGGUGCUGAUUCUGAGCAGAUGUGUGUUGUACACAUUUCACAGGAAAAACCUGUGACUUCAUUCAUUUAGAAUGAACACCCCCAAAAAACAAAGAUAAUGUGUCAAGACAUGAUUUGAUGGAAGUAAAGUCGCCGGCAGUCACCAGCAAGCCGCCCAUGACGUGAUAGAUAGCAAUGCCUUGAUAGUGGAGCAUAAGUAUAUUAUCACCUGUGCUUUUUAUUACUUUUUGAGCAAAAGUGUUAAUUUCCCAUGUUAGAUAAGUCGAAUGACAUCUAUGAAUGUAGUGGACAGUUGUAUUACCUUUACAAUAUAAAUUAGGUUAGAGUUCAUUACAUUUUCCCUUAAUAUGUAUUUGGUUUUAUACUAUUAUGCAUGAUGAUUGUCAUUAACAGUGUUGUUUAUAUACCGAACUUUUGUGGAAGCUGUUUUCUCUUGCCACUUGGCAAUGUCCUUUGUAAUUAAUGUCAAUCCCCAUGGGGUGAUGUUCUGUUGGAAUAAAAGCUUAAACCUAA